AUGGAGCCACCGGAGAGUAAGAUAUCAGUGUGGGUCUGCCGGGAGGAAAAGCUCAUCUCCAGCUUGUCAAAGCGCACAACCUGCGCUGAUGUUGUCAAAGUUCUUCUGGAGGACCAGGGCACGCAGCUGUCUGGCUGCUCACAGCCUUACUGCAUCGUGGAGAAAUGGAGAGGUUUCGAGAGGAUUUUGCCGAACAAAACCAAGAUUUUACGGUUGUGGAUGGCGUGGGGAGAGGAGCAGAGGAACGUGAAGUUUGUGCUGGUGAAAAGCGAGGCGUCUCUGGCGAACCACGGAACCCGGAGCGCAGAGGCUCGUGUGGUGCUCAGCAAACAGAGUCCCUGUGUUUCCAAAGGGACCGUGCGCUCUCCCAUCAGUGGCAUCUCAUCCGAAAAGCAGCGCCGGAUUGUCAGGAAAGCUUUCAGAAAGUUGGAGAAGAUCAAUAAAAAGAGGGCGCAGGCGUCGCACAGAGACGCGUCUUCUGCUGAAAAGAUGGAAACUUUGGUGCAUCUUGUGAUUUCUCAGGAUCAUACAAUCCGCCAGCAGAUUCAGAGGAUUACUGAUCUGGACACUGACAUUGAAAGGUGCGAGGCAAAAGUGCAUUUUGACAGAAUUAAAAGGCACGGGAAUAAUUAUGUGCAAGACACGUAUUUACUGGAUAAUGCUGAGACUUCCAGCCGAGAGGGAGACAAACUAUGUUCAGCGGUGACUGUGGCCAAGUUUGAAGAGUAUGUUCGGCAGUGUGAGGAGCUGGUGAGACUACAAGAGGAACUGUGGGAUCAGGAGGCUCACAUAGACAUCAUCACGGUGCAGAUUCAGGAGGAGCUGAAUCACCGCUGGAUGCAGAGGAGGCAAGAGGAGCUGCACAACAAAGACGCAGAGCCCGGUGAGGGCGCACCAUAUGUCCCCGGCACCGAGUCUGACAGAUCAGAAAACCAGCUGCUUUUGGAAAGAGAGAGGAUCAAAACGCAACUAGAUGCGAGUUUAUACAUCGGCCUGCGCCUCAACACGGAUUUAGAAGCUAUUAGGAGCGAUUUAGAGUUGACCCAGGAGAUUUGCGAGGCGAGAGAGAAGGAGAUGAGGGAUUUGCUGGAGAAAGUGAACAUUUUGGCCAUAGAGGAAGGGGCAGCCAGUGAGGGAAGAUGUAGGCCUAGUCACGGGACAGAUGAUAAAAUGAGGAUGAUGAUCACUUUGGACAGGAAAAGCGAGUGGGUGGAGCAGGCCAGGGGUCUGUCCAAAUCUCACAGUGUGAACGACGACGACUCAGACACUGGCUUAAGCUCUUUGCAUAGUCAGGACUCAGACAGCCACCCGGUGUGGGAGUCACUUGUUUAG
Molecule: messenger RNA, 1332 nt
Organism: Scomber japonicus (chub mackerel)
Lineage: Eukaryota; Metazoa; Chordata; Actinopteri; Scombriformes; Scombridae
Product: ras association domain-containing protein 10-like
Exons: 1
Coding region: 1-1332 (443 amino acids)
Biological process (GO): signal transduction
Source: RefSeq, a predicted model, not a curated record